This is a messenger RNA of Octopus sinensis (East Asian common octopus), 2858 nucleotides long. RefSeq names its product zinc finger protein 271-like. The transcript is spliced from 4 exons. Bases 1198 to 2676 code for a protein of 492 amino acids. The record is from RefSeq and is a predicted model, not a curated record. NCBI's taxonomy places the organism in Eukaryota, Metazoa, Mollusca, Cephalopoda, Octopoda, Octopodidae.
CUAACAAGGGUGUUAGACGUGGCGUGUAUUGUCACCUCUCCUCUUUUUUUUCAUGAACUGGAUUGACAUAUACAGCCAUUGUGGAAUUGGUAAAUAAUGGGAAUAAUUAUAUUUGUUUUAUUGUGUGUGUGGUGGUUCUCGGCUGGGAAUGAUGGAGGGUAAAUUAAAGAAGACAUAGAUGAUAAUUAAAGACGGGUGAUAGAGGUGAGAGUGAUGCAGUUGUAGAGUCCUCUGUAAUUGGGGAAGGGGGUAUGGUAAGAAAUGGGAUGGUGGAUAAAGAUUAGUGAUGGUUUAUUGUGGAAGGUGUUGGAUAGAGUGGAAAGGUAACAGUGAAUAGUGAAGGACUAUCAUAUUUUAAGUGUUAUGGAAAAGGGGAAUGGAGAGAGCUACAUAGAUAGGUAGAGUAAAAUUUUGUGAUGUGAGCAGCGUGGAAAGACAUUGGGUACAAUAGAGGUAGGGGUAUGGGAAGAGGAAGAGCAGGGUGAUAAUGCCAUGACAGUAUUCCAGAGGAAGAUAUAGUGAAGCGAUCACCAAUGGGAAGAGAGUAUGGUGAGAGGUAUAGAGAAACAGUGGAAAGGCCUGUAGUGAGAGAACAGUUAAUGGAGGUUGAGAGAAAGAGUUUUGAGUGAUGAAGAGAUGAAGUCAUGGAGUUGGGAGGACGGAAGGUAAUGGGACAGUGAGGUGUGCAUGUGUUAAAGCAAAUACAUACUUGUACAUGCAUGAGGGUCAUACCUUCUUCAUUAUAGGUAAAUAAUGGAUUACAAGCAGGAGCAAUGUGCUGUCAUUGAAUCUUGAGAGAGGAAAGGUGCAAACCAUCUUGUAUCUACAGAUUCAUGUGGACAGAUGAGUCACAAUGUAAUAUUGGAUGAGGGUGCCUUAAAAGUAUCAUCAGUUUUUAUCUUCUAUUAAAGGCACAAAAAAGAUGUUAUGCAGAACUAUUAUAACACUGUUUAUGUAAAUAUGUAGUGAAUUAGGAUGAAAUAUUUCUUCACAUCAUUUAUUAGUAGCUUAUGUUUACUUCAUUGUCUGAGCUGUUUACUUGAUGAAUUCAUAAUCUUCGGGAAAAUUUCCUAAAAAGUUUACAUCUUCUUCAUAAACUGUGAAGCAUAAAUAUAGCAGUAGAAUUAUUUCUUUGCAAGAAAAUAGAAAAUACAAAGCAGAACAGCAUUUGUACAUUGUGGUGAAAUACAAAGAAUUAUGGAGAAAGGAAUAUGUGAGAACCAGCAAAAAUGCAAAGCACAAUCAAAGGUGAUUGAUUUUCCUGCUGAGAAGUUGAAACUGAAAGGGACAAGUAACCUAACUACUCGAAAACGUACAAAUAGUAGAGAGAAAUACUAUCACUGUGAUAUCUGUGGUAAGUCAUUCUUUCGAAAGUAUGAGGUUGCUAUACACAAACGUAUUCACACAGGAGAGAAACCUUAUCGCUGUGAGAUCUGUGGUAAAUCAUUCUCUGUAAAUAGUUCUUUAACUAAUCAUAAACGCAUUCAUACAGGAGAGAAGCCAUAUCACUGUGAUACUUGUGGUUAUUCAUGCUCAGAAAAAGGGGCUUUGGUGCAACAUAUACGAGUUCAUACUGGCGUGAAACCAUAUCAUUGUGAUAUCUGUGACAAAUCAUUUACUCAAAGAAGUAAUUUAACUAAGCACAAUGUUAUUCAUACGGGAGAGAAGCCUUAUCGCUGUAAUAUCUGUGGAAAGUUAUUCUCCUCAAAUGCUAACUUAACUAUUCACAAACGUGUUCAUACAGGUGAAAAGCCAUAUCACUGUGAUGUGUGUGAUAAAUCAUUUGCUCAAGCUACUGAUUUAACUAAACACAAACGCAUUCAUACAGGUGAGAAACCAUAUCAGUGUGAUAUUUGUGGUAAAUCUUUCUCUGCAUGUACUCAAUUAAUCAUUCAUAAACGUGUUCAUACAGGAAGGAAACCAUAUCGUUGUGAUAUUUGUGGUAAAUCUUUCUCCCAAAGUAGUUACUUAAUUCCUCAUAAACGUAUUCAUACUGGAGAGAAGCCAUAUUGCUGUACUGUCUGUGGUAAAUCAUUUUCUUAUAGAAUUUCUUUUACAAACCACCAACGUAUUCAUACAGGACAGAAGCCAUACAACUGUGAUAUCUGUGAUAAAUCUUUCUCACGCAAGGAUUACUUAACUAACCACAAACGCAUUCAUACAGGAGAGAAACCAUAUCAUUGUGAUAUUUGUGGUAAAUCAUUCUCUCUAUAUUGUCAAAUAGGGAUUCAUAAACGCAUUCAUACAGGAGAAAAGCCUUAUCAUUGUGAUAUCUGUGGUAAAUCAUUUCCACAGACAUGUGGAUUAACUACUCAUAAACGUAUUCAUACAGGAGAAAAACCAUUUCAGUGUGAUAUCUGUAAUAAAUCAUUCACUGUAAAUAGUACUUUGACUAAACACAAACGCAUUCAUACAGGAGAGAAGCCAUAUCAUUGUGAUAUCUGUGGUAAAUCAUUCUCUCGUAGUGCUAACUUAUUUAAACACAAACGCGUACAUACUGGAGAAAAGCCAUAUCACUGUGAUAUCUGUGGUAAAUCAUUCUCUGAAAGUGGUACAUUAACUAAACAUAAACGCAUACAUACAGGAGAGAAGCCUUAUCACUGUGAUAUCUGUGGAAAAGCUUAUUCGAAAAAAUGUUCUUUGGUUAAACACAAAUGUAAUCCUACAAAAGACUAAACUUAUCCAUGUCAAAAGUCAUUCUCUGAAAAUAUAUAUAUAACAAUAAAUGUAUUGACAGAAGAAAUAAGAUGUGUGGGUUAACAACCCCUCUGAACAGUAUAUAUAGUACUCAGUUAUAUGUGUUUUGGUGAAAUGUCUUACAACUGUAAUAUUUUCAAUAAAAAACAUUAUUUCUGAGG